AUGGUGUCGACGGGCGGAGGCAUCGCCAUCGCCGUCGUCGUGCUGCUCCUCGCCGCAGCCGUCGGAUGGAUUGUCUUUACGCAGCUGCGCGCCCGCAGGCUCGGCCUUCCGCCGCCGAGCCUGUCGUCCUACCUGCCCUGGAAAAAGCAGGACAACGCGUACGGCCCGCCGCGGCCAGCGCCUGGCGGCGUCGUCGGCUGGUUCAACGACCAGGUGCGCAAGUUUAAGAACCGCAACAACCGCUCCGCCGCGGGCGCCUACGAGCAGCCAUCGCACGGCGGCGGGGGCACGACGCGAGGGCGCCGCGGCUUCGGCCCGCUGGAUCCGGACGAGGCGUGGGACGCGCGCGUCGGCCACGAGGCGGACGGAUACGGCUACUACGAGGAGCAAGAGCUCAGCGGUGGUCCGGCGGCUGCGGGCCGGCGUGGCUCGACCGAGUACCGCGGCGGCAGCUACAGCAUGAACCUGGCCGCGACGCCAGGCGCCGAGUACGAUGAGGAGGCGGCGCGGGGCCGCGCACCGACGAGGAGCCCCGGGGCUUCGCCGGCGGGCCAGCGCAACCCGUUCGAUGACGACGCCGCCGCCGCCGACAGUCUGCGCGGGGUGAGCCCCCGGCCAAUCGUCGAGACGGCCGACGCGCAGGCGCAGGGCAAGGCGCACAAGACCAAGGACGACCCGGACAGCGCCAACAGCCCUACCGAGCGGCGGUCCAUGUUCCGUGAGAACGUAUGA
This is a messenger RNA of Purpureocillium takamizusanense, 732 nucleotides long. RefSeq lists its product as uncharacterized. The transcript is spliced from 2 exons. The coding region runs from base 1 to 732 and encodes 243 amino acids. NCBI's taxonomy places the organism in Eukaryota, Fungi, Ascomycota, Sordariomycetes, Hypocreales, Ophiocordycipitaceae. The record is from RefSeq and is a predicted model, not a curated record.